AUGCGUAGAUUCUUCUCCGGCCAUGUUUCGCGAAUCGAAUUUCUGAGCCCAGGAAAAUCGGCUGCUCUGCUAUUCAAAACUACCGAACGGCCGAUUGUGGUCCUCAUCAACGUUAUUACACACGACAAAUUCGCUGCCGAACCAAGCACUCCGACGCCAGAUUUGACAGAUUACACGACCCGUACUUAUGGCGAGUUCGCUGCAACAUCUCAAUACCUGGCGAAUUCACUGAAAAAGCACGGACUUAUCAGUGGAGAAAGCAAAAUUGCGAUCUACUCGUCGAAUUGCUACGAAUACGACGCAGUAAUCAUUGGAGGAUACUAUCAAAAUAUAUGCAAUGUUUCGCUUUACGAUACUUUUGGUGAACAAGCAGUCAAAUACAUUCUCGAGCACAUUGAAGCUCCAAUCUGCUUCGUUCAAAAUCAAAAGAAACUUGACCUCAUUCUCAAAAUCAAGCCUGCUCAUCUUCAAACAAUCGUUGUGUUUCGAAAAUUCAAGAAGGUCAAGUCCUCCAAUUAUAAAAUCAUAAGUUUCGACGAUUUUAUUGCAAUCGGAAAAGACAGCUCGUUUGAUAAUGUUCCGCCGACUUCUUCAGACAUUGCUACGAUCAAUUACACAUCCGACACGACUGGCGAUCCGAAAGGCGUCGUCUUGACUCACAAGAACAUCUGCACCGUCUGCUGUGGCAUUACAAUCUUCUCGGGAGAACCUCUUGGUCCCGUUCAUGCGAGAGCGAACGCUGGUGUGACUCCCGCUUCAAAUUCGCUGCAGUUUCUACAACAGCAAAGAAAGCACCCGCUCGAGCUGGAGCUCCCGCUGCUCGGGUCCUCGAAGCCCCAAGAACUCCUGCAUCGUGGUUACGCUUUUUCGGUGAAUGGAGAACCAACAGUUGUUCACCGAGAAUCCGGAAAGCCCGUCGUCGUCCAGCGAAACCGAUUUUCCCAAAACGAUGCUCUCCAAAUCUGCGAAAUCUACAACUGCGGUGGAAUGGGCUACGAGUGCAUGGGCGGCAAGUGGCAAUGCCGAAGCGGCGUUGGACACACUUACGUCAACAAGGUGUGCGACGGAUUGGUCGACUGCGCUGAUGGAUCCGACGAAGCCGGCUGCGUCGAGAAAGUUUGCUGCGACCGCGUCGAAAUUGAAGGAUAA
Oikopleura dioica is the source of this 1149-nucleotide messenger RNA. NCBI's taxonomy places the organism in Eukaryota, Metazoa, Chordata, Appendicularia, Copelata, Oikopleuridae. The record is from the annotation of a GenBank genome assembly.